AUGUUACAGCAAUAUGGAAGUACCGAUUCAUGUGAUAAAGAAGACAAUAAUUAUGGAGUGCAUACUUGGGCUUCAGGAUUUGAAAAAUUAUUAAAAGAUCCCGUUGGUCUACAAACAUUUGCCGAAUUUUUGAAAAAAGAAUUCAGUCAUGAAAACAUUUACUUCUGGGCAGCUUGCGAGAGGUACAAAAAUACCGAUGACACGUCAAAUAGACGUACACUAGCUUGGAAAAUCUAUGAACGUCAUCUGUCAGCGACUGCUGGUGAGCCAGUAAAUGUUGACAGUCAUGCGGCUGGACAAAUUACGCAAGAGUUAAUCAAUUAUGCUCCUGCUGAUCUUUUUCUGCAG
This is a messenger RNA of Cotesia congregata, 348 nucleotides long. Lineage: Eukaryota; Metazoa; Arthropoda; Insecta; Hymenoptera; Braconidae. The record is from the annotation of a GenBank genome assembly.